Molecule: messenger RNA, 1593 nt
Organism: Oryctolagus cuniculus (rabbit)
Lineage: Eukaryota; Metazoa; Chordata; Mammalia; Lagomorpha; Leporidae
Source: RefSeq, a predicted model, not a curated record
GAGCACCGGACGGUCUUGCCGUCCCGAAGGCCCGCCCACUGGCCAGGCCCCGCCCGCCACCUGCGUCGCCGGAAGCGGAAGUGCCCUUCAGCGUCCACUUCCUGUCGGGCCCGGGAGCGGGCGGCGGCUGCAGCGGCAGCGGCGGCGCGGGCGUCAGUGCCCCUGGAAUGACAGGCGUGGGGACUGUGCCCUCUCGUGGACCAUGAAGGAGACCGACCGCGAGGCUGUGGCAACAGCCGUGCAGCGGGUAGCUGGCAUGCUUCAGCGCCCAGACCAGCUGGACAAAGUGCAGCAGUACCGCCGAAGAGAGGCUCGGAAGAAGGCCUCCGUGGAGGCCAGGCUGAAGGCUGCGAUCCAGUCACAGCUGGACGGGGUGCGCACAGGCCUGAGCCAGCUCCACAACGCACUGAGCGAUGUCAAGGACAUCCAGCAGGCGCUGGCCGACGUCAGCAAGGACUGGAGGCAGAGCAUCAACACCAUCGAGAGCCUCAAGGACGUGAAGGACGCUGUGGUGCAGCAUAGCCAGCUGGCCGCCGCCGUGGAGAACCUCAAGAACAUCUUCUCAGUGCCCGAGAUUGUGAGGGAGACCCAGGACCUGAUUGAGCAGGGGGCGCUCCUGCAGGCACACCGCAAGCUGAUGGAGCUGGAGUGCUCGCGGGACGGGCUGAUGUACGAGCAGUACCGCAUGGACAGUGGCAACACGCGCGACAUGACCCUCAUCCACGGCUACUUCGGCAGCACGCAGGCGCUCUCCGACGAGCUGGCCAAGCAGCUGUGGAUGGUGCUGCAGAGGUCACUGGUCACCGUCCGCCGAGACCCCACCUUGCUGGUGUCUGUGGUCAGGAUCAUCGAGAGGGAAGAAAAAAUUGACAGGCGUAUACUUGACCGCAAAAAGCAAACCGGCUUUGUUCCUCCCGGGAGGCCCAAAAAUUGGAAAGAGAAAAUGUUUGCCAUCUUGGACAGAACCGUGACCACCAGAAUCGAGGGCACACAGGCAGACACCCGGGAGUCGGACAAGAUGUGGCUGGUCCGCCACCUGGAGAUCAUAAGGAAGUACGUCCUGGACGACCUCAUCGUGGCCAAAAACCUGAUGGUUCAGUGUUUUCCUCCCCAUUACGAGAUCUUCAAGAAUCUCCUGGGCAUGUACCACCAGGCCCUGAGCACACGCAUGCAGGAGCUCGCGGCAGAAGACCUGGAAGCCAGUGAGAUCGUGAGCCUGCUGACCUGGGUGCUGAACACCUACGCCAGUGCAGAGAUGAUGGGAAACGCAGAGCUGGCCCCGGAAGUGGACGUGCACGCCCUAGAGCCUUUACUUUCUCCAGAUGUGGUCUCUGAGCUGCUGGACACGUACAUGUCAACUCUCACUUCAAACAUCAUUGCCUGGCUGCGGAAAGCUCUAGAAACAGACAAGAAAGACUGGAGCAAAGAGACGGAGCCCGAAGCUGACCAGGACGGGUACUACCAGACCACACUCCCUGCCAUCGUCUUCCAGAUGUUUGAACAGAAUCUUCAAGUUGCUGCUCAGAUAAGUGAGGACUUGAAAACCAAGGUGCUGGUUCUGUGUCUGCAGCAGAUGAACUCUUUCCUAAGCAG